AGUCCAUACUCUCUGUUGCUUUGCUCUUUGCCAUUAAUGCUUCUUGCUCCUGAAAUGGAGGAAACAAGGAGACUGCUAGAAGAUAAAAAUAAUGAUCAGAAGGCCGUGGUAGGUGAAGAUGAAGCUGCGGUCCGGGACCGACGCAGGCCGAUUUUUCGAAGAAAAUGGACAAGUUUAGACAAACGUUCUGCAGGUGCUCUUCUGGUUAUGCAUUUGCUUUGUCUCUUGGCACCAUUUCAGUUCACCUGGCCAGCCUUCUGGCUUGCCUUUGUACUCUACAUUAUCACAGGCCUGUUCGGGUUGACGCUCUCAUACCACCGACAUCUCACGCACAAGAGUUUCAAACUUCCCAAAUGGCUAGAGUACACGUUUGCUUAUAUUGGAGUCCAUACUUUUCAGGGUGAUCCAAUUGACUGGGUGAGCACGCAUAGAUAUCACCAUCAGUUUGUUGAUACUGAAAGAGAUCCACACACUCCGACGCAAGGUUUCUGGUUUGGUCACAUUGCUUGGAUAUGGGAUUCUUAUGGCCUGACUAAAAAGGUUUGUCCAAAAUAUGUUCGAGAUUUUGAGGUAAGAGAUGGAAAACGAAGUCGUCUAAGAAACAUGUUUGUGGGAUAUUUGAAGUAUGGAAGACCAAACAAUGCGGAGGAUCUACAAAAACAGGCCUUUUAUAGGUUUCUUCGAAGAACAUACAUUCUUCAUCAUGUUGGUCUUGCAGUUGUCCUCUAUGCAGUGGGAGGCCUUCCCUUCCUUGUUUGGGGAAUGGGUGUGAGGACUGUAUGUUUUCAACAUGUCACUUUCUCUGUGAACUCUUUAGGCCACAUGUGGGGAAACCAACAAUGGAACACUGGCGAUCAGUCGAGAAACAACUGGGUGUUGGCAAUGCUUAUAUUUGGGGAGGGGUGGCAUAACAACCACCAUGCAUUUGAGUAUUCAGCUCGACAUGGGUUAGAAUGGUGGCAGCUAGAUGUAACUUGGUGGGUUAUCYUGUUGCUUCAAGCUCUAGGGUUGGCGACUGAUGUGAAAUUACCCUCUCAAAAUCACAUGCAAAAGUUGGCCAUUCAACCAAAAUAUGAGUGAAUGAUCGAUGAUACAAACGCUUUGUCAUUUAGUCGAUGAUAAAAAAUGUUUGUUUACUUAA
Messenger RNA from Momordica charantia (bitter melon), 1141 nucleotides. RefSeq names its product palmitoyl-monogalactosyldiacylglycerol delta-7 desaturase, chloroplastic. Gene Ontology annotation, cellular component: endoplasmic reticulum membrane. Gene Ontology annotation, biological process: very long-chain fatty acid biosynthetic process. Lineage: Eukaryota; Viridiplantae; Streptophyta; Magnoliopsida; Cucurbitales; Cucurbitaceae. The record is from RefSeq and is a predicted model, not a curated record. Gene Ontology annotation, molecular function: palmitoyl-[glycerolipid] 7-desaturase activity.